AUGGGUGUCAUGCGUUUACCUCGCCCAACCGGCGUGUAUGUGCCGAACUCACCCACACGGAGCCUCAAGGGCGAUAUGAUCUCCUCCCCAUUAUCACCUGAAUUCAACUUUGACUCUGAGACCUUGACUCCUUCCAUUAUUCCUGCCCUUGAAUACGUUUCUUCCAAACUGGAGCAGAGGAUGAUGCACGUUACUCUGCUUGUCGGUCGCGGGAAGCCCUACCCCACCGGCCAACCAUCCGAUCUCAUCGUCAUCCCCAUCACCCCUCUGGAUGAGACAGCAUGGCGGAUCGUGUUCCGCACGGUAGCCAAGGGAGCCAGCAAGUUCUCUUUAGGCCACAGCUGGACUGACGCCUUGAACCGCAGCCAGCACGAGCGCCAGGCCCACGACUACCUGAUCCAACAAUCGAUCAUGCAGAAUGAAGUGAUCUUCAGCAGAGAGGGUCUGACACUGCUGAACGUGGACCGCAUCUACACCCUGAAGCGCCGGCUGUGCAUCCUUUCCCAUCGGGGAACACCGCCCGAAGAAUCUUACAUCUCAUCCUGCGCGCAGCUCCUCCACCGUACCAUCAAUGACUUCCAUGGUCGUCCCUUCAGCAGGGCCUUCUUCCACCGUGUCUACGAGCAGCUGGAUGUGCCUGAUAUGCUGUUAUCCCAGGUGGCGGAUGCCUUCAGAAAGCAAUACAAGCAGGAAGGAAUUAUUAUCCCACCUCCUGCGAAGGCCGAUGUUGCACCUCCCGCCAAGACCAAUGUGCCACCCCGGGUGAAGGUGGAGCGUCCCCGGAAGUCACCACUACGUGCGAUCCGGGCAGCUCGUCGCCAAAACCCUCCGCCAACAAGAUACAACUUGCCAACCAAGCGCGGGCCCAAGACACCCCUGUCUGCAUCUGAUGUGACUCCUAUCACUCGGAACGAAUGGAACAUGCUCCGUACGGACUUUCCUUUGGGCAAGACCACUGUUACCAAGUGGACACCAUCACCAACUGUUAUGGCUGCUGCGUGA
This is a messenger RNA of Aspergillus luchuensis, 1002 nucleotides long. RefSeq lists its product as uncharacterized. The coding region runs from base 1 to 1002 and encodes 333 amino acids. The transcript has a single exon. The record is from RefSeq and is a predicted model, not a curated record. NCBI's taxonomy places the organism in Eukaryota, Fungi, Ascomycota, Eurotiomycetes, Eurotiales, Aspergillaceae.